Molecule: messenger RNA, 1656 nt
Organism: Dichotomopilus funicola
Lineage: Eukaryota; Fungi; Ascomycota; Sordariomycetes; Sordariales; Chaetomiaceae
Exons: 5
Coding region: 1-1656 (551 amino acids)
Molecular function (GO): oxidoreductase activity, acting on CH-OH group of donors; flavin adenine dinucleotide binding
Source: RefSeq, a predicted model, not a curated record
AUGGCUACCGCAGUCAAAAACAACUCCAGCUUCGAUUUCAUCGUCGUCGGCGGUGGAACCGCGGGCUGUGUGGUCGCAGGCCGCCUGGCCGAGAACCCCGACGUCAAGGUCCUCGUCAUCGAGGCCGGCGUGGGAAACCCGGGCCAAGAUGCCGCCAUCACUACCCCCGCACGAGCCUUUGAGCUCCGCGACAGCGAGCACGACUGGUCGUACAAGACAACCAUGAUCGACCGGCCCGAGUAUACACGCGUCGAGAAGCCCAACACCCGCGGCAAGGUCCUGGGCGGCAGCAGCUGUCUCAACUACUACACCUGGAUCCCCGGCAGCGCGCCCACGUUCGAUGCCUGGGCCGAGCCCGAGCUCAAGUACAUCGGCCAGGACGGCCCGAUUCCGGUGUCGCACUCGGACCUGGUGCCCGAGGUCCAGGGCUUCCGCGAGGCCCUGACCGAGGCCUGGUCCAGCAAGGGCCACGAGCUGACCGACGACGUGCACAACGGCACCAUGCGCGGGCUGUGGAAGUCCAUCAACAGCAUCAACGACGGCAAGCGCUCGUCGUCGUGGCAGUACCUGGUCGGCAAGUCCAACGUGACCGUCAUGGACAAGACCCACUACAAGAAGCUGCUGAUCGAGAACGGUAAGGCUGUGGGCGUCGAGGUCGUCGGUCAGGACGGCAACCCGGUUUCGGUGCGAGCUCAGUACGAGGUCAUCGCCUCGUGCGGUGUGUUUGAGACCCCCAAGCUGCUGAUGCUGUCGGGUAUCGGCCCCAAGGAGACCCUGUCCGAGUUCGGCAUCCAGCCCGUGGUUGAGUCGCCCCACGUCGGCCAGAACCUGCUGGACCACCCGAUCCUGUCGCAUGUCUUUGAGCUCAAGGACGGCUACGGCCUCGACAGCCAUUUGCUGCGCGCCGGGCUUGAAAAGGACGCGGCGGUGUCGUCGUACCGCUGGAAGAACAAGGGUCCGCUGACCUCUGGCUUGCUCGAGGUGAUCGGUUUGCCGCGCAUCGACGAGCGCCUCGAGAAGGUGCCUGAGUGGGUGGAGGCCAAGAAGGCCAACGGCGGCAAGGACCCCUAUGGCCCCGAGGGCCAGCCGCACUUCGAGAUUGACUUCGUCCCCAUGUUCGCCGACGCCUUCCAGUGGCACAUCCCCACGCCCCCUAAGGGCGACCACCUGACGGUUAUCGUCGACCUGUUGCGCCCGCAGUCCCGCAAUGGUUCUGUGACCCUGGCCACGGCCGAUCCGUUGGUGCAGCCCAAGGUCAACAUCAACUUCUUCUCCAACGAUCUUGAUCUUGCCGUCCUGCGCGAGGGCAUCCGUUGGGUCGAUGACAUCCUCAUGAACGGCGACGGCAUGAAGGAUAUCAUUGGCAAGGACUACCCCUGGCCCAUGCCGCGCCACUCCGAUGAGGCCAUGAACAAGAUGAUUUUGGAGCGGUCCCAGACCGGUUUCCACCCCUGCGGCACCGCCCGUCUGAGCAAGGACAUCAAGCAAGGUGUCGUGGACCCCCAGCUGCGCGUCCACGGCGUGAAGAACCUUCGUGUCAUCGACGCUUCGGUUAUCCCGGUCAUUCCCGAUUGCCGCAUCCAGAUGUCGGUGUACAUGAUUGGUGAGAGGGGUGCCGACUUUAUCAAGGCGACUUACCCCAACCUGUACAAAUAG